Molecule: messenger RNA, 3295 nt
Organism: Cynoglossus semilaevis (tongue sole)
Lineage: Eukaryota; Metazoa; Chordata; Actinopteri; Pleuronectiformes; Cynoglossidae
Gene: cep104
Product: centrosomal protein 104
Exons: 24
Coding region: 325-3141 (938 amino acids)
Cellular component (GO): cilium
Source: RefSeq, a predicted model, not a curated record
CCUGUUGGAAAACUGCCGUAAAGUUGGGUUGUGUCGAACAGGAAGACAUAUCUCGACGGGUUUUGAGGUUCAGUGCUUGAUAAUGGCUAAAACAAAAACCACAAGGUAUAUGCACAUCACAUGCAAACCUUACUGUAUGGCGAAGAAAAUAAAAAUAUGUUUUAAUUUUGUAAAACACAAAAAACUACAAUUCCCACAAGACUAUUGGCCAUUGGAUAAUCUCGCUCUUGCGCAUGUCAGAGACGUUAUCUGCGGUGGUUAUGGAGAUGAAAUGGACCAACAAGCUGUCAGGUUUACCGUGAUGUUGGUGUGUUUAUCAGAGGGAUGCCAAAAAAGAUAGGAUUUGUUGUAGUCAAAUCUUCAAGCCAUGAGGACAACUUCUCAGCCCAGGAGCUUAUGGUCCAUGCUCCGACAGCCAAUGGCUGGAGAUCCAGCAGGCUGUGCUCAUACCCUCAACACAUCACCAUCCAGCUGCUUGACAGAUGUCGCGUGAGGAAGCUGCAGCUUCUGGCUCAUCAGUACCUGAUCCCGACAAAGGUGGAGUUCCACAUUGGAGACAUUCUCCCUGAAACCAGCACUCCAGUACUCCCAGGGCAGCUUCGCAGGCUCGGGUAUGUGUCUCUGUCAGACAAUGAGAAGACAGGGUACAAAGCACGGGAGCUGAAGUCGGUCCAUGUUGAUGCCAUUGGAAUGUACCUGAAAAUAACAUUUCACAAGAACCAUCUCAAUGGAUACAAUCAACACCAUCAGGUUGCCUUGGUUGCUAUAAAUGUACUGGCAGAUUUUUUGGAUGGCAACGCUUUUCAUACAAUUCCAAGCCGAGAGCAGCUGAUCGAACAUUACCUCAAAAGCACUCAGCUGGACGUCGCCUUGGACACAACCUCCAUGGGAAAAAGUGACUCCAUCUCCCCAUUCGAUGACCUGGCCUUUGAGAUGUACCAGGACCCUGAAGUUGCUCACAUCAUCCGCCUCAUGGACCAAAAGAAGCAGGACAUGGUCCGACAGGAGAAAUAUGAGCAGGCCAAGAAUCUGAAGCAGGCCAUCGCCGACCUGCAGAAGGUUGGAGAGCGUUUGGCCCAAUAUGACAUAGAGAAGCGAUGUGCCAUAGAAAAAGAGGACUACGAUCUGGCCAAGAAGAAGAAAGAGCUGAUGGAGAACUAUAGGAGGAGUGUCUACAAGCAGCUGGAGGUCCACAACCUGCUGGACAUAUCACUGGUCACCAGAGCCAGAGAGUUGUCCCCCCCACCAGGUCCUCCCUCAACUCUGCCUUCACCAGGUUACUGUUCAGUCCCUGCCCAACUCCUUGUGUCUACAGACACAGUCAGAACAGGGAAGAAAAAAAACACUCCCCAGGAUCAACAAUCAGCUACAGAAGCAGUUUUGCCUAAAUUAAGCAGUCAGCCUGAAAACCUUUGCAUCCCUGCUGUUCAAGCUGAUACAAUGACAGACUCAACAAGUAGGACUUAUGAUGAGAGGCCACUCCCAGCUCUUCAUAGAAAAGACAGAAAGACGGCAGAACUUCUUCAAAGCCCCGUAUUCCAGAAAAUCCCACAACUGUGCACCUUUGGGUCUCCACCUCUCGCUGAGGUGAGCGUCGAGCCUGAGCAACUGACCAAAAAAGCCCAAAUAGAAGCUGGACUUCCUAUAGAUGUUUACGGAGAAAGCCUGGUGGCGGGGGCUUAUUCCAAAACCUGGUCUUACAGAGAGGAUGCACUGCUGGAUUUGCACAAGAGGCUGCAGGAGGUGUCACCCACCACCACCCCCAAAGAGGAGCUGAGGAACAUGAUGAGAGCUGCAGUCUUCCUGGUGAAGAAAGGCCUCCAGGAUAAAAUAUCCUCGGUAUUCCAGGCUGCCUUAAAGUUGCUGCGACUAAUGCUGACUGACCUGAUCCCAGGUCUGGGCCUGGCCCGGUCAGAGUUAAUCUACUGUUUGGAACAAACCUGGCCCAACCUGCUGACUAGGACUGGAGAUUCGGCCAGUCGGCUCCGAGACAUGGCUGUUAUCUUCAUACAGGAAAUUGCUGUCCUGAAGGAUAUUCGGGCGCUGCAGAUAAUACCCUGUGAGCUGGUGAAGCCCUUCAAAUCAAGCUUUCCCUCUCGUCUGGCACGGAGUCAGGUUGAGCUGCUUGAGGGCCUGCUCGUUGAACUGGGUACAGACAACUCUGGCUUCACUCUGGACAAUGUCAUGAUGUUCUGUUCAGCAGCUCUCCAGCACAGUGCAGCGCCAGUGCGGGUACCAGCAGUGCGCAUAAUCAUGUCCAUGUACCAGCAAGACGGUGAUGCACUUCUUAACUAUCUCCCUCCCAGUGACAGUGCUUUGAGGAAAACCUUUCUCUACAAAACCCUCUUUGAUGGCUUUGCCAAAAUGGAUGGGAAGCUGAUGGAGACUCAGACUCUGAAGAAGGGAAGUGGUGUGCAGCAGGAGAUCCCCUCUCCUCAGGAACAGCUGGCUGCACCUACACUGUUCACAGAGAGUGUCAAACAGGGCACCAAAGCACCAGUGACCAAGAAGGGAGCACCCAAUGUUGAAAAAGAGACACACAAAAGUAUCAAAACAACCCCACAGAAGAUCACAGACACAGAGGAUGUCUCAGAGUCAAUCAGUUCCCAGGACAACUUGUGUAUAUUUUGUGGUAAAAAGGACAAGUUGUUCACAGAAGAUGGUCUUGAUCUUCAUUACUGGAAACACUGUCCAAUGCUGCAACACUGCAAUGAGUGUAGACAGAUCGUGGAGAUAGUCAGCCUCACAGAACAUCUCCUGGGGGACUGUGAAAGCAGUUCCAAAUUCAGCCAGUGCCAGCGCUGUUCUGAGGCCGUGGUCACCAAAGAUCUGAGUCAACAUCUGCAGAGCCCUUCCUGCAACCCUCCAGUGUCCAGCAAAUGUUCCAACCACUGUCCUUUGUGUCAUGACAACUUCCACCCCGGAGAGGAGGCCUGGAAGGCUCACCUCAUGGACAGAGACGGCUGUAAACAAAACUCACGCAGGACUGCGGUGUCCCAGAGAACCAUGCCAGGACAAGGCCGGGCCGAUGGAGGAGCUAAUCGAAAUCAGAGGUUGACAGUCGGAGCCAGAGGUGGAGCUACAGGAAGAAGCAGUCGGAUCCCAGGCCUGAACAGAGGGCCUACACCUGGGAAGAAAUAAGGAGGUUUUUCAAAACCCCUGGGUCUAACAUCAUGAUGCCGGGUCAAACUGACAGGUCAAAUUCCAGAAAGAGAAAGAGCAUGCCUGAGGUCAGGAUCUCCACAAAGGAAUCUGCUACAAAGAGGAGAUGUGUGAAAGGUUCUCAGAAAAACUC